This is a messenger RNA of Penicillium cataractarum, 2586 nucleotides long. RefSeq names its product Zn(II)2Cys6 transcription factor. NCBI's taxonomy places the organism in Eukaryota, Fungi, Ascomycota, Eurotiomycetes, Eurotiales, Aspergillaceae. The transcript is spliced from 8 exons. The coding region runs from base 1 to 2586 and encodes 861 amino acids. The record is from RefSeq and is a predicted model, not a curated record. Gene Ontology annotation, molecular function: DNA binding; zinc ion binding; DNA-binding transcription factor activity, RNA polymerase II-specific. Gene Ontology annotation, biological process: regulation of DNA-templated transcription; DNA-templated transcription.
AUGCAAGGCUACUCGUUUGCGCCUCCCUCGGGCCCUCCCCGAGAUGGCCAGAAAAAUUAUGUAUUCGUCGAUGAACAUAAUCGACACAAGCGGCUGAAAGUGAUGCGGGCGUGUAAUGGCUGCCGGAAGAGAAAGAUCAAGUGCGAUGCAGCCACGACGAAUACGUGGCCAUGCUCGGCAUGCACUCGCUUGAAGUUGGUCUGCGUCCCUCCUACCAUCGGUCAAGACGGGGAAUUCGUCAACGAGGGAAUGGAAUCCGCUCAGGAGCUUGGCGGCCCAGCAACAACGUCCGAACCUUCGCAUCAUGCCUUCCCGGUGCCCCCGGCCUACAGAGACCCCAAUCAAGCUCCAAUGGGGAAUAUGCAAUCUUACGACGGAAUGGGCAUGUAUUCCCAAUUCGUUCACGCCCCUCCGACCCAACACGGAAUGUAUAACGACAUGCGAUCAUCCCCUAUAGUCAUGCCACACCAGUCAUAUCCACAACAACCCCAAGUAUUCCCCGGGGCUCAACCGCCACACUUGGCAACCCCAGAUCGGGCGGUGUUUGCAGAGAAUGAGCAAACGACGGCGGACAAUCUCAGCGAUGUCCUGGGAGAGCUAAAAAUUGACGAGACGGGCAUCGCACCAUAUAUUCGGAGGCAAAGGAAAGAUCGCAUCGAACCGGAUGCGCCUGUGCAAGAUGAUGUGGAAGAAAGACUGCCCCCUCUCAGUACGGGAGCGGGCGCUACGAUUCGAAUUCCUCCAGAGUUGAUGCCCGAUGAUGAAGACGUGAUGAACUACUUCAAAAUCUACUUCGACGAAAUCCACCCCUACGUCCCCGUGAUCCCCCGGGCCCAUCUAUACUACCAAUGGCAAAACGACCGCCGUUCUAUAUCUCCACUCCUCCUUGAAGCCUUGUUUGCGUGCGCGGGGCGACUAUCUGACGAGCCCUCGGAAGGUGCUCAAUGGCUUGCUAUGGCAAACAGACACGAAUCUAGUUUCAUGGAUGUUCCGCGGUUAAGCACCAUUCAAGCUCUGCUUCUCUUGCUCAAGGCAAGAGAGUCAUUGCCCAAAAAGGGCUACUAUUAUCGGUCAUGGCAGACCGUCAAAACCAUCGUAUCGAUGGCCAAGGAUCUAGAUAUCCACGAACAUUAUAGUGGACACGCCGAAGGACGAUCCUGUGAUCUGAGCCCAAUCGAGUGUUUAGUGAGCACUCGGGUUUGGCAGGCACUUUUAGUGGUUGAGGUGAUGAUAGGAGCACCCCAAGGCCGCUCCGAUUACGGCGUUGACCCGGACACCGUGGAUAUGCGCCCAACCUUGGAUAUCAGAGGUCUAGAUCACUAUGAAACGGAUCGAUCCAGACAAUAUGCUUACUUUGUCCGCAAUGCCCACCACAUUCGCAUCAUUACCGACCUUUAUCACAAGAUCAAGAAGCAGAAAGACUGGGGAGCAGAUCCUCGUUUUGUACAGAAGAACCCGCUCUUUUCUGACUGGCUUCGUAAUCUACCCACAGAUUUGCAGGUGAAUUACCCGGCCGAUGGAAGCCCUCCAUGGAUUCCCUCUCAUUUUGUGGGAAAUAUGCACUCCCACUGUCACCUGGCGAUCAUCCUGCUGCAUCGUCCGCAGCUUGUGGCGUCUCAAUCCUUUACAGCUGGUGGCGACUGGAGAAUCCAUUUCUCUCUGUGUUACACCUCGGCGAAGAGUAUCUGUCGUUUGCAGGAAGCUAUCCUGGAGCGAUUCGGACUUUCCGGCUUGCUGUACAUGCAGCGAGGUAUCAAUUUUGCGAUCUAUUGCAUUCUCACUUGCACCAUGCUCCACCUGAUCGCAAUUACUUCCCCGGACCCCGAAUUCAAUUCAGACGCCCGGGAAUACUUUACACGCCACAUGCGCAUCUUGGAAAAAUGCUCCGAUGCCUGGCCCAUGCCAGAGAUUCAGGCUCAAAUCGACUCUCUCAGGCUGGCCUUCUCCGCAGACACUCAUCGCCCCUUCGAGCUGAAACCGAGCUUUCCCUACGGAAGUCCCUCGGAACCAUAUCAGCCUAGUCCCCCCAUGGACGCGCAUUAUCAUCCACACCUAAGCCAAAUGUCAAGCAAUGUCCAAUCCAGAGUGGGUUUCAACACACAUCCAAUCACUCCUCCGAUAUCUGCCGGUGCUGAAUCAGACGCAAAGUCGGACACGUCCUCCCAGUUACAAUCCCUUGGAAUGGUCCCCCAUCAACCGCCUACAACCCAUCCUCUCGAAGCUCCUUUAGUUGAUGAAAACAGCUGGGACCCUACGCGUAUUAUCAACCAAUGGGAUAUGGCUUUCUCCGUCAACCCAUCAACCGUCAGCGCCAACUCUCCUCCCAUGCCCAUGAACAACACCCCCCAACCCAUGUCGAAUAUGGUCAACCAACAGUAUCCGAUGCAGUAUGACUCGCCGUCCAAGGUGACAGUCCCGCAGACCCAAUCAGUGUCGCCACCACAAUUCCAGGCACACCCGGUCGUAUUCAGUGCACGGGAUUGGCAACAAAGUGUGGCCAGCGUGUAUGACCCGCAGGGCUUGAAGCGUCGGUGGAAUUACUCCACUGACCUCGGGGACAAUAUGAUCAAGCGGCAACGGGGGUGA